This is a messenger RNA of Cheilinus undulatus (humphead wrasse), 4447 nucleotides long. Its product is annotated as polypyrimidine tract-binding protein 2-like. Gene Ontology annotation, biological process: regulation of RNA splicing; mRNA processing. NCBI's taxonomy places the organism in Eukaryota, Metazoa, Chordata, Actinopteri, Labriformes, Labridae. Gene Ontology annotation, cellular component: nucleus. The record is from RefSeq and is a predicted model, not a curated record. The transcript has 11 exons. Gene Ontology annotation, molecular function: mRNA binding. The coding region runs from base 1562 to 3124 and encodes 520 amino acids.
CCGACCACCCCUGAAUAGGGAGGGGAUGACAGAACUUGCAUGAGGCUGCUCAAUCAGCAGAAAUAGUCCAGAUUAAAAAAAAGUCAUAGGAUCAGUCGUUUAUUUCCAAGUCUGUGUAAGUUGAAUCAUUUUCUUGUAGGAGCUAUUUAGUGUCUGAAUAGCAUCACGCUCCACAGUAGGUGGGCACCCACACACCACAGCAUGUGACUGGAACAGACAUGGUGGGUACCUCUGCAUUUGAAUGCCUCCUCACUGUUAAGAUAAACUCAGAAACAUCUCAAAGAAGUCUCCAGAAUCAUGGUAGACAAAGAACUGCUCCAAAGAAAAUACAAAGUUAACUAUUAGACAUAGGCUAGUAGCAAUGUUUAAUGCAUACACAAAGCUUUUGAAGUUCCAGUCUGCUUGUGUAAUAAAACAUCCCCAUCUUUGCUACUGUCACCCAAGGGUCCUGCCACAUAAAGUCAAGGUCAAGACUCCCAGACUCAGCCUCUCUUUAAGUAGAUCAACAGUACUUUUCUUAGUUAAUCUGAAAUAAACAUCCCUGCAAAGACAAAUGGAAGGCUCUUCAAUGCAGAUUUACCACACAAGGAUUGGUAACACCAUGCCUUUUUUCUAAUGAUAAAUGAUAGGUGUUUUUGUGAGCCGGUAACAACAACCAAAAAUGACCCACACCUGAUGGCCGAUACCGACAAGAUAACUGAUAAUUUAAUUUUUAUGAUUGUUGAUUUUCAGGGGAUGCACACUUGCACAUAAGUUUGGUGUAGUCUGUGGUGAAACUUUUGUUACUGGUGCUGUCAAAUGAAUGUGAGGAAACCACAUCAAACAGAGCAGGCAGCGAUAUGUCUAAGAACUAAUGGCAGAUCGUGAGACUGUGAGGUAAUGUAAUAACAGCUUUAAUAACAGCAUGAGUCUGAAUCUUCAACAAGGUUGUUCAGGUAGUGUCACACCUUUUUUAAUAAAGUUGAAUAAAGCAGCUGUUUUAAGACAUAUUGAAUCUAAUUUGCUAUGUGCUAGCCAUCAUGUGUGGUCAAAUCCAAAAAACUGGUUGCAGUAACUGUCAACAGGCGUUCAGGAGGAAUUUCAAAAUAAAAGCGUAGCUUUAAGGUGAUAGUGUGGAUUGAUGUUUUCUUCUAUUGAUCUGAUUGGAUAAUUAAUUAACGAAUGCAAAGAUAUGCAUCAAUGAAUCGUAACACCCCUACUAGUUCAGUGAUCACAGUACGUAACUGCUUUACUUGAAUCUUAGUUCUAAUAUUGUUUUCUGCUACUCUUUCAAGACAAACAACAAUGGAAGUCAUCUCUGAUUGUGUGUUAAAAUUCCUAUAUCAUUAUUUACAUUAAAAAAAAGGUCUUUUGUUGUCUUAGUCAUAAACCUAUUCAUCUGCCUGUAUUUCUCUGUGCCAGAUGUCAGCUACAGUCCAAAACAGAAUGCUAUGGAAAAAACAAGCCCCUCUGUUAAAAUAACAGACAUAUUCUUAAUUACCUUGCAUACAAUGCAGCUUUAAGGUCACUUGUCUGGUUAACCCAAAUAAUCCAGGAGUACAACAUGUAGAAUAGUUUCUAUAUGUUGCAAAUUAUGAAAUAUUUCAGGUCAUAUCCUUUCAAAUUCGUGUGGCCAUCAUUAUUUGGAUUUGCACUGUUAAUUGAUAACCAUGUGAAUAUUUUAGAUGGGACUUCAAAUGGCAGCGACAGCAAAAAGCUGAGGGUGGAAGAAGCCCCACCAUCCCGCGUGCUCCACAUCAGAAAACUGCCCAAUGAAGCCUCAGAAACUGAAGUCAUUGCUCUUGGUCUGCCUUUUGGUAAAGUGACCAAUAUUCUCACCCUUAAGGGGAAGAACCAGGCGUUCCUAGAGAUGGGUACAGAAGAAGCUGCCAUCACUAUGGUUAAUUACUACACCACUGUAACACCUCACGUCCGCAAUGUCCCUGUUUUUAUUCAGUACUCUAAUCACAAGGAGCUAAAAACUGAUGCUGGCAAUCAGCGGACCCAGGCGGUGCUUCAGGCAGUGUCAGCAGUCCAGUCUGGUGGGUCACCAAGCUCAGAUGUGCAGGAGGCUCUCGCUGCAGCCUCAAGCCCUGUCCUGCGGAUCAUUAUUGACAACAUGUUUUACCCUGUUACACUGGAUGUAUUGCAACAGAUUUUCUCAAAGUUUGGCACAGUCAUGAAGAUAAUCACAUUCACAAAGAACAAUCAGUUCCAGGCACUUCUGCAGUUUAGUGAUCCAGUUAAUGCUCAGCAGGCCAAACUGGCACUUGAUGGCCAGAACAUCUACAAUUCCUGUUGCACACUUCGUAUUGACUUUUCCAAGCUGGUCAACCUAAAUGUCAAGUACAACAACGAUAAGAGUCGUGACUACACGCGACCUGAACUGCCUGCUGGUGACGGCCAACCCAGCAUCGACCCAUCAGUGGCUGCGGCCUUCAGCAAAGACUCCAACUCCCUCCUCGGUAAGAUCCCAGGAGCCCUGAACCCCCUGAGUGCAGCAGCGGCAGCAGCUGCUGCUGCAGGGAGGGUGGCCUUAGGUGCGGGUCCCGGGUCUGGUGGUGUUCUGCUGGUCAGCAACCUUAAUGAGGAGAUGGUUACGCCCCAAAGUCUGUUUACCCUCUUCGGAGUUUAUGGCGAUGUCCAGAGGGUGAAAAUUCUGUACAAUAAGAAAGACAGCGCUCUUAUUCAGAUGUCGGACGCCAACCAGGCACAGCUAGCAAUGAGCCACUUGAAUGGUCAAAAGAUGUACGGGAAGAUCAUCCGGGUGACACUGUCCAAGCACCAGACAGUGGCGCUGCCUCGUGAUGGCCUGGAUGAUCAGGGCCUCACCAAGGAUUAUGCUAACUCACCACUUCAUCGCUUUAAGAAACCUGGCUCUAAGAACUUCCAGAACAUCUUCCCACCAUCUGCCACCCUCCACCUCUCCAAUAUCCAACAAGAUGUGUCAGAAGAAGAUCUGCGGCUGCUCUUCUCCAAUGCUGGAGGCACUGUGAAAGCAUUCAAGUUUUUCCAGGAUCGUAAAAUGGCUCUGAUUCAGAUGUCUACGGUGGAGGAGGCCAUCCAGGCCUUAAUUGACCUUCACAACUACAACAUGGGAGCCAACCAGCACCUGCGAGUCUCCUUCUCCAAGUCCACCAUUUAAGAGUGUGAUCCUCAAACUGCUGACGGUAACACGGUUCACCGUUUGGAGCCGGCUGUCUGCAGCCCAUCACACUUGUCUGGACACUGUGGGGCACAUUGAUUGAAUCAGUUUUGUUAUUGGGGUUUUUUUGUUAAUCCUGUCAUUCCUUGAGACUGAAACCUUUGACUUGCAUCCUUUUUUAAAGAGAACAAUUCAGUACACUGCAGAUACUGGAUCCUCCCAGCUCUUCUUUACUGUACCUCUGUAUUUUUAUGUCUAGCAAAAAAAGAUUGAAUAUGAUUGAUUGUCCGCCAUAUGAAUAUUUGAUGUACAUCAGUGUUUUUUUUUCUUGAUUUAGUUGAACAGAUACAUUAAUGUGCCUUACUUGUCAUUACAAACCAUUUUUACAGCUGGACUUGUUUGUCAACUAUCCUCCUAUGCUUUUGAGGCACAUUGGUACUGGAUAAUUUUGAAGGAUAGGGAGAGUGCGAGCUAUUUUUUAGACUUAAUUAAGUUUGGAAGCUCUUCUGCAGACCAGGCGCAGCUUUUUAGUUUCCUUUCAGGGUUAUAGAUUCAUAACAUUUUCUUGUUUCAGUUCAAAAGAUGAUGCUCUUACAGCAACAUGUUUGACUUUUACAGCAGCCUCUUUCAGGCAGAUUAACUUGAAUUCCAUUAUUCCACGAGUAUUUUCAGUUGAAGAUUGUUCUCCAGUUUUGAAGUCAAAUAGCGUCACAUAUCACAGUGUGGCCAAGUAUUUCUUUGUCUGUGUUUUCAGAGCCUUCAGUGCUUUUUUUCCAUAGCAGUGAGGUGUAAUUGUCAGUGACAAUGGUUUUCUAAGCAUGUAUAGUUAUGAUAGGAUCUUACAUCGGACAGUGUUGCAUGCUGUGGAAGCAGUUAGAAGAUGAAUCCACUGUGAUUUCAUUGUCAUGUGACAGUUUACUCGAGAGGGCUACUCAGUUGGACCAAAGUUUCUGUGCCUUUAGAGUUCAUUUGAUUCAUUUACUACAAGCAUUUGAAUAGGCUGAGAUGUUUCUUUUCAGAUAAAAAACAAAAUGCAACGAUAUUUAGAGUUUUGCCCGCUUUUUUAAAUGCCCAACAGGACCUCUGGUGUUUGCUCAGAAAUAAUAGUUCUGUAUAUUUUUUCUUCCAAGUCCAAUUUUAUACAGUUCAAAAUGUAAGGAUUUGGUAUAGUUUUGAAGAGGCACAAUUAAAGGAUGAAUUAUUUUCUAACAAGGAGAGGUGCGACUUGGUUCCUGCUUUUUAAGUUUUCCCUCUCAUGGUCUCUCUCGUGUAUUCUGCAUUACGUCUGUAGCAUGCCUAAUAAAACUAUCUGUAGCUCUGCAA